AUGCCGUCUUUUGAAAAAUCCCUACAGUUCAAAUCACCCUCAACAUCGCUCUCUUUCAUGAUUCUAAGUCAACAUACCACAUUGUUACUUGUACACCCAUGUUUACUGCACCACUAUCCACACUCUUCAUCAAAGGAACAAUUCACAGUGACUGGAUUGGAGGGACCAGUCUUGGCUCCAUUUGGGACUGUGCUGGAGCUCAGCUGUCAGUUGUCACCACCACAAAAUGCUCAGCACAUGGAGAUCCGCUGGUUCAGGACCCACUAUACACAGCCUAUUCACCUAUACGAGAAUGGCAGAGACCUUUUUGGAGAAAUUAUUCCCAAAUAUGUGGAAAGAACAGAGCUUCGGAAAGAGGCCAUUAGAGAGGGGAAAGUAACCCUUAGGAUCUUCAAUGUCAAUCCUGAUGAUGACGGGAAGUACCACUGCUUCUUCAAAGAUGGCAAGUUCUAUGAAGAGCACAUCACAGAAGUCAAGGUCAUAGCUGGGAGCUCCCAGAUUCAGAUUCUUGUCCAUCCUCCUACUACCAAAGGGGUGAUAGUGGAGUGUCACUCCAAAGGUUGGUUCCCACGGCCUCACUUGGAAUGGAGAGAUAGCAGAGGAGAUAUCAUUCCAGCUGAAUCAAAAUCCUAUUCACGGGAUGAAGACAAAUUGUUCAAUAUGAAGAUGACCCUUCUCCUUCGAAACAGAUCCCUCGGGAACAUCACUUGUUGCCUUUGGAACCCUCUAAUAGGCCAAGAGGAAAGCACAAGCAUUGUUCUACCAGAUGAAAUAUUUUCUUGGAACACUAUUUGGUGGAUGAUUGUGAUCGUAAUUCUGAUUGUGAUGGCACUCUUCAUCAUAAUUCACAGUUGUAAACUACAUGUCAUGGAAGAUUAUCUCCUGGAGAGCAAGGCUGACUGUGCCUGA
Molecule: messenger RNA, 909 nt
Organism: Myodes glareolus (Bank vole)
Lineage: Eukaryota; Metazoa; Chordata; Mammalia; Rodentia; Cricetidae
Source: RefSeq, a predicted model, not a curated record